AUGGGCGGCUGCUUCAGCAGUAGUACCAAAACGCAGGAGGCGAAGGCGGCGGUACGCACCACCACCCCUCGCUACCCCGAGGGGGCGAGCUUACCACCUCUGCCAGAGGCCGAUGUCGAGGAGACGGUGAAAGAGGUCCUCUCCGAGACUCCCAGACCGCCGAGGCAAACCCCAUUGCCAAUUAGGGCAGAUCAGGUGGCCACUCCGAAGGAGGUGGAGAUCAACGACGAGGCUGUUCCUCUCGCAGACCGCAGCAGCAACGGCUGCGACACCAGAUGCGAGGACGCCUCCGAGGUCUGCAGCAUCAGCGCGAAGAGCGAGACUCUAUCGGGCCCCACCACUCCGGCUGAGAAGCGACGAGCAGCUGCGACGGAGACCGGAAGGAGGGCGGCGAGGGAUGACCGCUCGCCGGUCAAGUACCAGAAAAAGCGCUCCGUUUCCGGCGAGUUCGCCUGCAGACGGGACCGGAGCGUGGCUGUUGGCUGCGGCAGCGGGAGAUCCUCCCCGUCGCCGGCAAGGCGGAGGUCCGAACACGCGGCCAUCGGUAGGACGAACUCCGCCAGAGAGGCCAGCGCUCGGGCCACGCGAGAUCCAGGCGAGAGAUCCAACAGGCGCUCGGUGUCCCCGGCGGCGGAACGAGCUGCGGAGUUGCGGCAGAGAGGGGGACAAUGCAGGGCGCCGGAGGCAGCGACGGCUAGGGUAAAAGGAUCGAUGAAGCAGAUAUCGGCGGACGAGGGAGAAAGGAGAUUCUGCGGGCAGCGUGAGGGCACGGUAGAUGGCGGCGUGGUGGUAUCCGAAGGAGAGCAGCCGGAGUCGCUGGAGAACCCCCUCGUCUCCCUGGAGUGCUUCAUCUUCCUCUAA
Messenger RNA from Musa acuminata AAA Group (dessert banana), 861 nucleotides. RefSeq lists its product as uncharacterized. Bases 1 to 861 code for a protein of 286 amino acids. The record is from RefSeq and is a predicted model, not a curated record. NCBI's taxonomy places the organism in Eukaryota, Viridiplantae, Streptophyta, Magnoliopsida, Zingiberales, Musaceae. The transcript has a single exon.